CUUAACUGUUAUUUCAUCCAAGAAAUAUAAAUUACAACAUUUAGAGGAAAACAAUAAUGACAAUAACACUGAAUCUCAACCUAUUGUUGAAUCUCAACCUACUAUUGAAUCUCAAUCUACUAUUGAACCGCAAUCUAUUGUUACCAAUCUGUUUGUUACCAAAUAUCGUGGACGAUCACCUAAAAGAUUAAAGAGCACACUAGAAGACAUUACAAACACUCAUCAAAAUUCUCAUAAUUCCAAUAACAUAAUUCUGAAUGAUAAUA
Molecule: messenger RNA, 266 nt
Organism: Racocetra persica
Lineage: Eukaryota; Fungi; Glomeromycota; Glomeromycetes; Diversisporales; Gigasporaceae
Source: the annotation of a GenBank genome assembly